This is a messenger RNA of Saccostrea cuccullata (small rock oyster), 1737 nucleotides long. RefSeq lists its product as uncharacterized. The transcript has a single exon. Lineage: Eukaryota; Metazoa; Mollusca; Bivalvia; Ostreida; Ostreidae. The record is from RefSeq and is a predicted model, not a curated record. The coding region runs from base 1 to 1737 and encodes 578 amino acids.
AUGAUAAAAUUCCUUCACAAAUUCAAUCAUUCCUUUUCAGGAAGAAAAGCAAGAAAGAAAACAGCAAGCAAAGCGAAAGAGACAGAGGCUAUAGAACUGAGUGAAAAUUUGGUGGAGAAAAGUGAAACAGAAAAUAACAAUGAUGGUGGGGAAACAGAUGAGGAGGAUGAAGAAACAAACAAUGAGGAAUUAAAUGGUGCAAUACAAAAUACAGAGACACAUACAGAGACUGUUGAUAGCCCUGCAGUAAGUUUACACAAUAAACCUGUAAAUAUAAAGCAACAGACUAAAGCUUCACCAAUGCAGAGACUAGAGUUAGCAAUGAGAUCUGUGGUCAAGCGGUCGAUAAAAUCCAAUUCUGUGGUCAUGGAGAGGAAUCUAAACUUUAGCAGUAGUGAGGAGGAGGAAGGGGAUUAUCUCCCCUUGUCACAGAGACUCCAAUUAAAAAUAGCUAAAUCGAGGGGAUUCAGUGAACGCCCAUCUGAUGGGUCCCUGGGUCAGCCCCAGGGUAAGAUUGGAGGGGGAGAGGAUGUGAUGGUGAGGGCUAUAUCUCAGGGUGUGUCUAGUUCUCUUAGGGGCUUCUCUAGUGACAGUGAUGCUGAAGAUCUGUAUACAUUUCCCUCCCAUCCAGAAACUAGAAAUGGUCAGGGGGAUAUAGCAGGAAAUGUGGGACAUGAUGAUGAUAUAAAAGAAAAUUGUCAUAGUGCCGUGAAUGUGAAUGGUUCAGAUCAAGAAAUUUCACGUGUGGAAACAUCACUUCCUGGAAAUUAUGACAAUCACGAUACUUCUUUGGGAACUCCAAUGUGGCAACAAAAUUCAAUUAAUUCUAAAUUACAGAAGUUGGACAGGACAGAAUUUCUGGACAUGCCUAAGCUUAACUUCACAGUUGUGACACCAGAUUUGCAGCAUAAAAAAGAAUCUAGCACUGGGCUCAGACCAAAGUUGUCUGCUUCAACCCCUGACAGGUCAGAGGACUGUGUGUCCAGGUUUUCCCACAAUCUGUCAAAUCUUAGUCCUCACCUGGCAGAGGAUGUGAUGAUCUCACCUCUCCUUAAGUUAGAUUCUUUACAGAGCCCAAGAGACUCUUGUCAGAAGCCACAAGGUAGUCCAAGUGUGUCAGUUUUGUGGGAGAAUAAGUCCUUCAACAAUACAAAUGUUGCCAUUGAUUUUGGUAACUUUGAAGUACAGACUUCACUGCUUAACUCAUUCAGUAAACUUAACAUCACAGAAGGGGAGCUGUCAUCUAUGAUGACUAGUUUUCAGGAAAAAGUCUCGAAAACUCCCUCUGGGAUUAAUAGUCAUGUGAAUGGAAAACAUUCUGAAACCUCUGAAAUCAAGUGCAAUAACAAUACUCAGGAUCAAACCUCUGUGAUAUUUCUUAAUGAUAGUGACUCUGUAUGUGAUAGUGACAGCAUAGUGAUUAAUGAAGAAACUAAGGCCAGGGAUGAAAAACUGAAAAGUACCACACAAACAAUAUCUGCAUUACGGACAAUCAGCGUGGAAUCUUCCAAGAGUCCACAGACUGGGUCAAGUAAGGAGAAGACGAGGGUCUCUGGCCUGAGUUCUCCUGUGUGUGGGGGGAAGGAGAAUGUUGUGAGUGACAGAAGGGAGGAGUGUAGUAAACAAAGCCCCAUGUCUCUGAUAGAGAGACUGAGACAGAGGCUGGGUAAUAACACAGACUCCAGUAUCAUCAAUAGAAUCAAGUAUGGACCACUGUCUGUCAAGCCAGUCAAAUAG